CGCGGUCCCGGUGUGAGGGGGACGAGGUGUCCGCCAUUACCGGCCCCCUCAGGCUCUCCUCACCCGCUCCUUCAGGACAUCGGGCGCCGCCAGCACCGCGGGUUGUCCGAAAGUUAUCGAGGGGAACGAGGGGAGGGAGCCGCGGGGACCCGGGCGGCCCCGUCCCGGGCGCGGGGAUGAGCGCGGCGCUGCCGAAGGUACCCAGGGACCACCAUGUCACUGCCUUGCGGGACCAUCCCUAGUCCUCCCUGUCCCUCUGCUGACAUUGGUGCUGUGCUUGAAGAAGAGAGCAUUGCUAAAGCAAGUGUUUGCACUCAGCAGAGCAGCAACACCCAGAGAAAGCCAUCUGUGUGCUGCAGGUAAGGCCUCUCACUAAUCCAUUGCAAGGCAAAGCCUCCUUUACCCCAGGUGAUGCACUCCUGAGUUGCCACAGACACUACAGAUCCCGUCCUACACAUGGCAUUGGGAGGUUCAAAUACCUGCUCCCCAAAGAGGCUCCAAAGAGGAAGAAGGACAGAGUACAGAUGAAAGAGAUAAAUGCUGGGACAGAUUAUGAGUAUGGAGAUAUCAACAUCCAGAUGACUUCCUAUGAUAUGUGUCUCGUGGAGCAUUUUGCUCAGUACGUGCAUAAACUCUGCAACAGACUCUCCAUUAGAGUCAAUGAAAGGGAUGCUGCAAGCUUCUCCUUAUCUCUUUCCAGUAAAGCACCCGCCUUCUGCCAGUGCUUGAGUUGCAAGGAAUCUCCCUCCCUGGCCAAAGCACUGACCUGUGGUUCCUGCAGCUACGCGAUGCCCACCAAAACCAAUGAAGUGCUGUUCUUGGAAGAGAGAGGUUCCAAACUGCAGCUGGAUGCUGUCCUCACAACCCAUCAGAGGGUUGUCCAGAUCAGCCAUUUGAGUUCAACGUUUGCUCCGAUCCUCUUGGAAAUCAUUCAGAGUAACCAGCCUGAAGGGGUCCAUCUGUUAGUGAAAGAGCACACAGAAGCUGACUUCAAGAGCCGGUUGAAGGCUCGACCAGAACUUGAAGAGCUGAAGGCACAGAUGAACUGAUGUGAAGAUGAACUCUCCAUCCAUUUUGGAGCUGCCCCUGGGGAAAUUACCUUCUCCCUUCAGAAGGUGACUUCAUGAGCACUGUGCCAAUAAUGUGGUGAAUGGGAAGAAAAUUCCCUGUUAAGGAGCUUGUCUUAAUAAAAACAUGUGUUUAUCUGA
Messenger RNA from Strigops habroptila (Kakapo), 1208 nucleotides. It is a transcript of the gene MRPL48, whose product is annotated as mitochondrial ribosomal protein L48. The record is from RefSeq and is a predicted model, not a curated record. Lineage: Eukaryota; Metazoa; Chordata; Aves; Psittaciformes; Psittacidae. Gene Ontology annotation, cellular component: mitochondrial ribosome. The coding region runs from base 525 to 1049 and encodes 174 amino acids. The transcript has 10 exons.